AUGAGUGUCAGACUGUUUGAUGUGCCUAUUCCCCUCUUCUUUCAGAAGAGCAUGGUGUACUGCCCGCUGGAGCGCGUCCCCGCGCACCGCGCGCUCCACGUGUUCGCCUGCGCCGCGCCGCGCUGCUGGGGAGCCGCCCGCAGCUGGAAGGUGCUGCGCUCCCAGUCCUCGCAGGACCAGGAGAAGGAACCCCGAGAUCUCGGCGUCAAACAGAAAGAAGAAUGGAACUUUUCUGCAAAGGAUUGGUGUGAAGAUGCAGAUGACUGGGGAGCCUGUGAUGGAGCAGAGCCUCCUGCAUGUGCCUCCCUUGAGCUGCUUGGCCUAAAGGAAGCUGUGAGCAGCGAGGUGGAGUUUGCAUCCCAGCUCCAGCAGCUGCACCUGUGUGAGCCUGCCGAUGGCUCGGGUCCCCAGGACACACAUCCUGCAGCCAGGGAGGACAUGGAUGGCCCAGAUGCCCAGGACACACAUCCUGCAGCCAGGGAGGACAUGAAUGGCCCAGGUGCCCAGGACACACAUCCUGCAGCCAGGGAGGACAUGGUGAUGGCAACGGCUGCUUCAGCUCCUGUGUUCCAGCCCUUCUACAUUAAUGUUGUGAAUGAGGAAGACUACAUGGGUUUCCUUGACACACAUCAUGCACAUAAGCUACUGAAGGAGUAUCAGCAGAGAGAGUGUGUUGAUUUGGAACAGAUGAUGUCAGAAAGUUUUGCAGGUGAAGAUGGUAAUGAAAAAUAUGAGAAGAGUGAAGUCAAAAGCUGGGAUCACACAUUCCAUAAAUUCAUGAAAAGAAUAUCUAUCUGUCCUGAACAGAUUCUAAGAUACUCUUGGGGUGGCCAGCCUUUAUUCAUCACAUGUCCUCCAGCCAACCUGGACCAGGAUAUUCCAGCCUGCAGUAACUGUGGAAGCAGCAGAGUGUUUGAGUUCCAGCUGAUGCCCACGCUGGUCAGCAUGCUUCAGAGUGACUCAGAUCUGUCAGUGGAAUUUGGAACUGUUAUAGUUUACACGUGUGAGAGAAGCUGUUGGCCGACCAAUCAUCAAACUCCUCUUGAAGAAUAUAUUUUUGUACAAGAAGACCCAGAUCAGAGAUUAUUUAAAUAAAUUGUAUUUCUCUGCAUAGACGAAAA
Messenger RNA from Parus major (Great Tit), 1121 nucleotides. It is a transcript of the gene PDCD2L, whose product is annotated as programmed cell death 2 like. The coding region runs from base 1 to 1095 and encodes 364 amino acids. Gene Ontology annotation, cellular component: cytoplasm. The record is from RefSeq and is a predicted model, not a curated record. The transcript has 7 exons. NCBI's taxonomy places the organism in Eukaryota, Metazoa, Chordata, Aves, Passeriformes, Paridae.